AUGGCGAGUCCGCAUCCUCCGUACCCUCACCCGGGGCCUUCGUCCUACUUCCAUCCUCCACCGCCUCCUCAACUGCCCUAUAAUGCCCCCGGUCCUGCACCGUAUUAUCAGUACCAGGUACCGCCCAUGAACGGACAUUCGCCAAUGCAUCAGCCAGCAUCCCCAAGGUUGAACGGUACUGGCCGAGGGAGAUUCAAUCAAUUGCACAGAGGUGGUGUGCCUAACUAUCCUCAUUACCAGGCUAUGCCGCAUAUGCAUCCGCCGCCGCCGCCGCCGCCACCCAUGCAGUCUCCACCUACCUCUCCCCAGGUCCCAUACACUCACCCGCAAAAGUAUUCCCCGCAUAUGUCUCAAGUCCCAUAUUCGCCACCAUACCCUCAAUUGAACGGACCAUAUCCACCUGCAUGGUCUACUCAGACCUUGUCACCUUUACCAAAACAGCUAUCCAUGCCUCCUCCCGUAUUCCUUCCUCAGCCUCAGCCUCAGCCUCAGGCAGUACAAGAAACCCAAAAGGUUCAAGCAGUGCAGGACGAGCAGACAGUCCAGGAGCCGGUAGCAUCAUCCGCUGACACUAGCCAGAGCGUCUCAUCGCCACCACGACCAUCUCCGUCGUCUCCUCAACCCGACUCAGUUCAAUUUGAAGUAGACAGCGAAAGCUUGUCGUCAUCUCAAAGUGAACCUCCCAAGCCAAUGGCUGACACCUUGAGCUGGGUAGUGUGGUCCCGACGACCCCAGGAUCCUUCUCGUGCGCCUGGCAUUAUCAUAUCGUCUCGAGCAUACCCACCCGAGCACAUUCUCCAAGACGCAGUUGACCUCCCUUCUCCUCCCGUGUCUCCACAGCUACGGUCGUUGAAGCUCCCGCUGCAACAGCUCGCGCUGCUUGAGGGUACUACAUCCGCUGCACACGAAGAAACAGACGAGUCACCGGAGCCUGCGCACGUCGCUUCGUCUUCUGCUACCGAGACUACUCCAGCUUCUCUCACGCCGGCUGACACGCCCAUGCCAGGCUCACCGCUGUCAUCUCUCACAUCCGUUUCUAUUGCUGGUGCUUCUCCUUCUGGUGUAGAGAAGAGCUUGACCCCAGCUGAGCCUCAGAGCAAGGUCGUAACUGCACCUUCUGAAACGGUUCGGGCUGAAGCAGUCUCGACUCCUACGUCGGAAACAGCGUCUGCGAAGGCUCCGGCUGACGCAGCGCCGCCAGCGUCCCCUGCCGCACCUGCACCGUCGGCAAAGCAUGCUCCCCUCACGAAGUCAUGGGCAUCCUUACUACAGUCCAGUGGCAGCGCGGCGUCUUCGUCGAAGUCUCGCCUUCCCGUGUCUUCCGUCAUCGGAUUUUCUAUCCCUGCUGGCUCCACGUCGAGCUCCCCGACGGCGCCGGGUGCGCAUUCGCACCGCAACGACGUGCUUAACGUCUUGAAUUCCCUGCCUUCGGCCUCGAAUAUUCCGCUCAAAAUAACCCCGCGUGGGCUCGUCAAUACUGGCAACAUGUGCUUCGCGAACGCGGUACUGCAAGUGCUUGUGUACUGUCCGCCAUUCCACAAGCUCUUCAAAGACCUCAGCAAGUACCUUCCAGGCCCUGUUGCAGGGUCGCAGAAACAGGCGACGCCGUUACUUGAUGCGACGAUCCGGUUUAUGAAGGAGUUCGCGCCGCCGUCGGUUGGAGAUGCUUCUAGCAAGGGGAAGGAGCGGGAGGACGACGAUUUUUACGAGCCUGAGUCCUUCAUCCCGUCGUAUGUAUAUGAUGCGAUGAAGGAGAAGAAGCGGUUCUCGAGUAUGAUCACUGGUCAUCAAGAAGACGCCGAAGAAUUUUUGGGCUUCUUCCUCGACACCCUCGAGGAGGAGCUGCUCUCACUCGCUGCUCCACCAUCCUCUAAGGCAAGAGCCACCGAAGAACACGAGGGUGGGCCACCGCAUGACGAUGGCUGGUAUGAAGUGGGCAAGCGGAACAAAUUAGUUUCCACGCGAACGAUCAAGUCAACAGACUCACCCAUAACUCGCAUAUUCGGUGGCAAAUUCCGAUCUACCCUCAGAGCUCCUCAUCAGAGAGACUCGGUCAUUGUUGAGGACUGGCGGUCAUUGCGACUUGAUAUUCAGCGGGAUCAAGUAAACUCGAUCACGGAUGCGCUGCAGCAUAUCUCGCAUCCACAAGCUGUACAGAUCUCUUCUCCAACGAGGCCCGGCGUCGUCAUCGAUGCCAGCCAACAAGCCCUCAUCGAGUCCCUACCCCCGGUUCUGAUCUUGCAUCUCAAGAGAUUCCAUUAUGACACUAACGUCGGCGACGUCGUCAAAAUCGGGAAGCAAGUAGCAUUUGGUCCCGACUUAGAGAUCGGACCAGACCUCAUUGCGCCUACCCGACGGACGACGCAUCCCAUCAAAUAUCAGCUAUUCGGAGUACUGUAUCACCAUGGCCAAUCGGCACACGGGGGCCACUACACGCUGGACGUUCUGCAUCCGAACCGUGACCUGAGCGACAGGCCACGUCAAGCUUGGAUACGCAUCGACGACGAGCUCGUAUCCGACGUCCGUCCGGAAGACGUCUUCAACGGCAUGGACCGCGACGAUAGGUGUGCAUAUCUGUUGUUCUACAGGAGGGUCGGCGGUUGGGGCCCAGCACGGACAUAG
Messenger RNA from Sparassis crispa, 2622 nucleotides. RefSeq names its product cysteine proteinase. NCBI's taxonomy places the organism in Eukaryota, Fungi, Basidiomycota, Agaricomycetes, Polyporales, Sparassidaceae. Gene Ontology annotation, molecular function: cysteine-type endopeptidase activity; cysteine-type deubiquitinase activity. The coding region runs from base 1 to 2622 and encodes 873 amino acids. The transcript has 6 exons. Gene Ontology annotation, cellular component: nucleus; cytosol. The record is from RefSeq and is a predicted model, not a curated record. Gene Ontology annotation, biological process: protein deubiquitination.